CCGGGCGUACUUUAACCACCGCCGAUAGUGGCGAUCUCUUUCCAGCCGAGCUUUUCCUCUAGUAUUCACAGUGUAGGCCCAUGCUUUCCCGGCUCAAGCAUGACUUCGGCCCUGUCUCGAAAUCCGGAACGAGAUCGCCCCACGUCCUUAUUGACCAACCUGCUUAGACCUGUCAAAAUCUCUAGAAAGAAGGACAGGCCCCCACUUCCACUUUUCUUUCCCUCUGGUUCGGGUGAGGAUGUCCGAAAAAGCAAUGCGCCUGCUGUUACCCGACCGAGAGAGAAUGUUGGGCCACCGACAUUUUCUCCCUUUUCUCCCAUGACAUCCUCGAACGAGUAUGAUGAGCGUUCUCCGCUGUUACAAACGCAGUCAGCAAGUCAAGAGUCAACCUUAUUGCGAAGGGUGACGACUUAUGGAGGGUUGAAUGACGACUACGACCGGCUCUGCUCGUCUGCCGUACCCCUGGGUCCGAGUUUGAUGCCAUCGACUCCUGCAAGACUUUCACGCCCCCGAUCUAUCUCAGCCCCUGGCAAUUGGUCUGCCCCGUUAACAUCAUUGCGCAGCGCAGAUGGAAGCGACGAGGAGAUAGUACCCGUUUUCCUGACGCAUGCGAUGGAGGGGCCAGUUGAUUCUCGCCGAUCGUUGGCGUUGUCUCGUUCGACGCGCUUGAUGAGCGUCCCAAAACUAUUGAAUCGACGCCCAGUGAGUAUCGCGGGUGAUAGACGAAAGUCUACUAUUGAUUUGGAGGAAUCUUGUGCUCCUCGCCUCCCCCCGUGUCAAAUCGCAGAAUCACCCACGUCAUUGGAAUCAGCUUUCAUCACGGAGCUUUGUGGUGUUACACCUGAUGCCGAAAGUAUCUAUGAAUCAGAGUCAGAAGAGAGCGAUACCUCCUCGUCAAAGGAGGAGCACCGAGGGGCAGAUUGGUUGAAUAGGAGCAGACCGCAUGAGCUGGCGAGGGAACUACCGGGAGAGAGACCCUCGGCAUCCGAUGGCUCCGAACGCAAUCCUUUUUUGGUUGAACAAGGUCCAGAAAACGAGGUCCGACAGCAGCUGUAUAUGGAUUUUAGCGCACUGGAAGCGAAUCAUGCCGAGAGCUGUAGAUCUGGUGUGCUGAAUCCACUGGGUAGCACUGAACCAUUCGCUGAUCUCGUGUCCACAGAAGCACAAUGUGUCUUUUACUCGUCGUCGGUAGGAGGUGUUCGAGCGCGUAGCUUUCAGGAUUUUGCAGGCGAGACGGGUCACUGGUUAAGAGAUCGAGCGGCUGAAGGCACAUUCUGGAUAGACUUUCAUAAACCCUCGGAGCAUGAUUUAGAUCUUGCGUCCAAGGUCUUUUCGAUUCAUCCCCUGACGAUUGAAGAUAUCUGCAAUGGUGACAUUGAACGCGAAAAGUGCGAGGCGUACAACGACUACCUUUCCAUUACUGUUCGAAGCGUUGAUCUCUACGAUGAAGCUGGGACUGAUAUUGAAGCUGCCACGCUUUCGAUCCUCGUUUACCCCGAUUGCAUAUUGAGCUUUCAUAGCGAUCCUCUUCCUCAUAUUCCGGCUGUUAUUCAACGGCUGACCAAAAUCCAUAACCUAACUGAACGCAAAUUUAAGCAACAUUCGACAAAGUUCUUUCACUCUGCAUGGAUAUGUUAUUUGCUUAUCGAUGAAAUUCUCAACAGCAUCGGUCCACUCACGCGCCACCUGGAACGUGAAGCAGAUGACAUUGAGAAUCUCGUUCUCUACUCAUGGAAUGACGAAGGGAAGCUGGACCAUGAUACUGAUAUGUUGAGACGGAUUCAUGGAGCGCGGAAAAGGGCUAUAGCGUUGAUGAGAUUGAUGGGAGAUAAACCGCGGGUUCUCAAAGGAGUGGCAAAAAAGGGGAUGAAGUGGAAAGAAAAGCUGUUUGGCGAUGAAUUGGGGUUGUACUUUGAAAGUUUACAGGAUCGCACACUUGCUAUCCUGCAAGGCUUGCGACAUUUCGAUGAUAUGUUGACCAGAUGCCACUCUGAGUAUCUGGCUGAGAUCAACAUCUCGCUGACGGCUGCCUCUAAACGCACCAAUGAACUUAUGCGGAAAACCACCGCCGUCGUGACACUCCUGGUUCCUUUGGGAGUGUUAACAGGACUGAUGGGAAUGAAUGUCCGCAUUCCGGGUCAAGGCCGCGAAGAUUUGACGUUUUUCGGGAUCUAUGGAUUCAUCAUGUGCGGUCUCCUAGGUUGGAUGUAUCGUCUUGCGAUUAAAUGGCACUGGUUUUCCGAUACAGUUCCAGGAAAUGAGGAGCAAGCCAACGAUACGCGGGUCGAAGUGCGAUGGGAUGGGUAUCAGGCACUAUGACCCUCCCGAUGGUGUCAUAUUUGGUGCAAAUGCGGUGCAUAUGGGAUGUAGGAUAGGGCGUUCUGUAACUAAUUGUAAAUCUGGGGGUUUCGAGGGAUUGUAUAUUUGCUGCAACGUAAUUUAUAGUACACUGUCACUUGAACAAUCCAAGAUACAUCGAAAAGUAGUAGCUCAAGUCACAAAACGACAAUCAAAAAUGGGGGAGGAAUUUUUCGUCAGCAAGCUUUUU
Spizellomyces punctatus DAOM BR117 is the source of this 2548-nucleotide messenger RNA. RefSeq lists its product as uncharacterized. The transcript has 9 exons. Gene Ontology annotation, cellular component: membrane. Gene Ontology annotation, biological process: magnesium ion transmembrane transport; intracellular magnesium ion homeostasis. Lineage: Eukaryota; Fungi; Chytridiomycota; Chytridiomycetes; Spizellomycetales; Spizellomycetaceae. The coding region runs from base 100 to 2319 and encodes 739 amino acids. Gene Ontology annotation, molecular function: magnesium ion transmembrane transporter activity. The record is from RefSeq and is a predicted model, not a curated record.